Messenger RNA from Archocentrus centrarchus (flier cichlid), 2595 nucleotides. Its product is annotated as isotocin receptor-like. Gene Ontology annotation, cellular component: plasma membrane. The transcript has 3 exons. Bases 278 to 1456 code for a protein of 392 amino acids. Gene Ontology annotation, biological process: female pregnancy; cellular response to hormone stimulus; G protein-coupled receptor signaling pathway. Gene Ontology annotation, molecular function: vasopressin receptor activity; peptide binding; oxytocin receptor activity. The record is from RefSeq and is a predicted model, not a curated record. NCBI's taxonomy places the organism in Eukaryota, Metazoa, Chordata, Actinopteri, Cichliformes, Cichlidae.
CUUCGAUAGAUCAGACCGUAAACUGGAGGCAGCGAGUGGUGAGGACAGCAGUGUUCCAAAAUCCCUAAGAGAACUGUGCAAAGCGUGAUUUUGCAGACAGCAGUGCUGAGUUUUGGAUUAUAUUGCAAUUUUACCAGAAAGAAACAAAGAAAAUAAAUAACGGGGUGAGCUGGCAUAAAAUUGCGCGGAGAACCUAAACUAACGCAGCUGAUAGAGGUCCUGAACCUGGGUUUGUGAUGUGACAGCUGCUUGCGCCUAAGCGGCGCUUUUACGCACGAUGGAGGACCUUUUACGCGAUCAGUGCAGUUGGUCUCACAAUGUUACAUGGAGCAGCUUAAGUCUUGAAAAUGAAAGCCACGUAGGAAACACCACAGUGAACCCCCUGAAACGAAAUGAAGAAGUGGCUAAAGUGGAAGUUACCGUCCUGGUCCUGGUGCUGCUUCUCGCGCUGACGGGCAAUCUGUGCGUCCUGUGGGCUAUUCACACCAGCAAGCACAGUCAAUCUCGGAUGUAUUACUUCAUGAAGCACCUGAGCAUCGCAGACCUUGUAGUUGCAGUCUUUCAGGUCUUACCUCAGCUCAUUUGGGAUAUCACUUUUCGCUUCUAUGGACCCGAUUUCCUGUGCAGGUUGGUCAAAUACCUCCAGGUCGUGGGUAUGUUUGCGUCUACCUACAUGCUUGUUCUAAUGUCGAUAGACAGGUGCUUGGCAGUCUGCCAGCCACUUCGCUCCGUGCACAAGAAAAAAGAUCGUUUCUGUGUGAUCGCUUCUUGGAUGCUCAGCCUGAUAUUCAGCACUCCUCAAGCUUACAUAUUUUCUCUUAGGGAGGUCGGUAAUGGUGUGUAUGACUGCUGGGCGGACUUCGUACAGCCCUGGGGUGCCAAAGCAUACAUUACUUGGAUGAGUCUGAGCAUUUACAUUUUUCCAGUGGCGAUUUUAAUCAUCUGCUACGGCUUGAUAUGUUUUAAAAUAUGGCAGAAUUUCAAUUUAAAAACCAGAAGGGAGCACUUUCUGGCUCUCACUCCAAGGCCCUCCAAAGGCGCUCAACCCCUAUCUCGUGUGAGCAGCGUAAGACUUAUUUCAAAGGCCAAGAUCCGCACAGUAAAAAUGACAUUUGUAGUGGUGCUUGCUUACAUUGUGUGCUGGACCCCUUUUUUCUUUGUCCAGAUGUGGUCUGCAUGGGAUCCUGCUGCACCAAGAGAAGACAUGGCCUUCAUCAUUGCCAUGUUGCUAGCCAGUCUCAAUAGCUGCUGUAACCCCUGGAUCUACAUGUUCUUUGCGGGUCACCUAUUCCAUGACCUGAUGCAGUGCUUCUUCUGCUGCUGUAGACAGUACCUGACAGAGUGCUUGUGCAACUGUGAUCAGCAGUGCAGACACAAGAGGGGCUCCUCCACUUACAUUAACAAGAACACCAACAGUCAGAGGAGCCUCUCACGCACAUCCAGUACGGUACACUGAAAAGCCAGCUAAAAGGCAUCCAAGCGCCAUGCAAUCAAGUAAUCCAGCAAUCAUGCAGCUACCCUUUUCAGCCAUUUAACUAACUACAGCGGCACUGUGCUGGCCAUUGCUGCACAUUUUUCUCUCUAGUAUUUAGAACUGAACUAACUGACAAUGUAAACUUCCUGUCCAGACAAUAUACUUCACCCACUGAUAACUGUAAAUGAAACAAAUGCCACCGUGUCCUAAUUGUGAACAAAAUGUAAUGUAAUGUAAACUUCACAAGAAUUUUAUAUAUAUAUAUAUAUAUGUCCUCUAAAUGGAUGCUUUAGCAUUCAAAGGUUUACCCUCUAUUUAUCUGCUUAAAAAUUUAUCAUCAUUCUAUUUAAUAAUUUGUCUGUACACGAUUUUAAAGUCAUGCUCCAACAGUUAGGUGGGUGAUAUGGCCUUUAAAGAUAGGUAAUAGUUACAUGAAAUAAGUUAUAUUAAUAUAACAGAUUGCAAAGGGAUUCUAAUUUAGCAACUGUAAUAUAAUGACUGUUUACUGCUUUACUUAAGGUGUCAACAUUUUUGCACUGUUAAUAUUCACUUUUGAUGUUUGUUUUUUUUUUAAUGCCAAGCUCUACUGCACAACCACAGCAAAUAUGGAUCAACUGAGCAAAAGCCAUAGAAAUGCAUUUUUCUAAUGGAUGCUGGUUCUGCUGAUUUCACAGGACCAUCCUGUUUUUCUGUCAUAAAGAUAUAUGAAAUUCAGUUUGUAAAUUGCUCCCACUGCUUCCAGUGUGUGUUGCUGCAUCAUUAUUUUCAAUCAAUUUUCACACCUCUUUUCUGGGUUUUGGAUUUUUCUUGUAAUGCUUCUGUGCAUGGGCGAUCAGAGAACUUGGAGUAUGCAUUAAAUGUGGAUUGUAUCAUUCAGAAUAUCAGUCUUAGCUUGUGAUCAUCAUUAAUAAUGAUUAUUAUAAGUUCCCUGCUGUGUUCAUAUUGCUAUGUGAAUGGAGAACUUUGGUGUCAGAGUCAGAAAAUGUGCAUUCCCAACUUAUUAGGUGUGCUAUAACUUUUCUUAAACUUUAUGUGACCUUGCAUGUUGUCAAAGAAAAUAUUGUAGGUUAUGGCGUCCACAGGGAGAAGCUGUAAGUUGGUGGAGGGGAUUUUAUAUAUAA